Eruca vesicaria subsp. sativa (arugula) is the source of this 591-nucleotide messenger RNA. Lineage: Eukaryota; Viridiplantae; Streptophyta; Magnoliopsida; Brassicales; Brassicaceae. The record is from the annotation of a GenBank genome assembly.
AUGUUCUGUAUGAGAGCUGAUCUCGUGAGGAACCUCGGGAACAUGUGUAGCUCGGAGCUUCAUAAAGGUAGACUCCAAGUUCCUAGACAUAUCAAAGAGUAUAUAGACGAGGUCUCUACUCAGCUGAGAAUGGUUUGUAACUCUGACUCAUUAGAAGAGCUUUCUUUAGAAGAUAAGCUUUCUUUUAUGCAUGAGACACAUCAUGCUUUUGGUAGAACGGCUUUGCUUUUAAGCGGUGGGACUUCUCUAGGCGCGUAUCAUGUUGGUGUGGUUAGGAAUUUGGUUGAGCAUAAGCUCUUACCUCGGGAUAUCGCUGGCUCUAGUGUUGGCUCCAUAAUCUCUUCGGUUGUAGCAUCAAGAUCCUGGCCAGAGCUACAUAUUAGGAAGCGUUUUCACAAUCGUGAAAAGGGUAAUGACACAGGGAGGGUAAUGACACAUGGAGCUUUACACGAUAUCAGACAUCUUCAAUGCAUGCUAAGAAACCUCACAUGCAACCUCACGUUCCAAGAGGCUUAUGAUCUAACGGGAAGGAUACUUGGGAUCACCGUUUGCUCACCAAGAAAACAUGAACAUGAGGAAAGUGUUGACUGA